AAUAAAGUGACAUUUUCGAAACAAAAUAUUCAUCACAUUGUGAUAACAUUGCUUCUUCACUUAUCCCUAGACAUAAACAGCUAGUGACUUUAUUAUAUUUUUUUUUGAGAAAUUGGCAACACUUUCCAACAGACAAUGGAAAUUUGCAUAGAUUCUUUAGAAUCAGCGAAAAAUGCAAUCGAGGGUGGUGCAACGAGGCUCGAGAUUUGUUCUGCCCUUUCCGAGGGUGGUUUAACACCUACUCCUAGCUUUUUACAAAAAAUUAAGAGUUUUUCAUCCAUUCCAAUUUAUGCUAUGCUUCGAAUACGUUCCGGAAAUUUUGUAUAUACGAAAGAAGAAAUGGAAGUCAUGUUACAGGAUUUAAAAAUAUUAAAAGAUUACGGUGCCGAUGGUUUCGUCUUUGGCGCAUUAACACCAGAUAAUGAAAUCGACGUGGAAUCUUGCAAGGACAUUCUUUCCGCUGCUGAAUCAUUACCAGUAACGUUCCAUCGAGCAUUCGACGAAGUCAACGAUCCCUUAAAAUCUUUGAAAAUAUUAAUAGAUUUAAAAUUCGAGAGAAUUCUAACUUCUGGACAAAAGGAUACCGCAUUAGAAGGAUUAGAAUUGAUAAAAAAGCUCGUUCAAGAAGCUCGAAACAAAAUAAUCGUGAUGCCAGGUUCUGGUAUUACUAAAGAAAAUAUCUUGGAAAUAAAGAUGAUAUCUGGUGCGAAAGAAUUUCAUGCAUCGGCUAAGAAAAAGGUGAUAAUUCCGCAUGGUGUAAAUAAAGUUAAAAUUGGUACUAAUAAAGAAACUUACACUACAAUGACUGACAAAGAAUUAGUGCGAGAAAUGGUUCGAAUUUUAUUGAAUGCUAUAUAGUGUUUACGGUAAACUAUGCAUUUUUAAAUCGAAAAAUAUUUUGCUUGAAAAACCUGUUUCUUUAUAUAACUGGUUUCCCGAUAAAAAA
This is a messenger RNA of Apis mellifera (honey bee), 946 nucleotides long. Its product is annotated as copper homeostasis protein cutC homolog. NCBI's taxonomy places the organism in Eukaryota, Metazoa, Arthropoda, Insecta, Hymenoptera, Apidae. The transcript is spliced from 2 exons. Gene Ontology annotation, molecular function: copper ion binding. Bases 136 to 858 code for a protein of 240 amino acids. The record is from RefSeq and is a predicted model, not a curated record.